Neltuma alba is the source of this 381-nucleotide messenger RNA. Its product is annotated as zingipain-1-like. Gene Ontology annotation, molecular function: cysteine-type peptidase activity. Gene Ontology annotation, biological process: proteolysis. Bases 1 to 381 code for a protein of 126 amino acids. Lineage: Eukaryota; Viridiplantae; Streptophyta; Magnoliopsida; Fabales; Fabaceae. The transcript has 3 exons. The record is from RefSeq and is a predicted model, not a curated record.
AUGGAAGGAAUAAAUAAAAUAGUCUCAGGACAGCUUCUGGCUCUUUCUGAACAGCAACUCAUAUCCUGCGAUCAGAAAAGCAAAGGUUGCAAGGGAGGUGGGUGGUACGUUAACGCAUUUCGAUAUGUCAACAACAAUAACGGUAUUGCAUCAGAGAAGGAUUAUCCAUAUACAGCUGACAACAGUGUUUGCAAUAACGCAUUGCCACAAAAGAAAUCUGCUACUAUUGAGGGCUAUACUUAUUGGUGUCACAAUCCUGUGUCCGAAAGUUCUCUUCGUUGCUUAGUUUUCCAGCAACCUGUUAGUGUUUCCCUAUUUGCGAGCCGAGAUUUUCAGUUGUAUAAUGGUGCAAUAUUUAAGGGGGGAUUGCUCCGGAAUUGA